GGCUGCGUUAAGUGUCACCGAGCUUCGGGGAGGGAGCCGAGGUGUGCCCGGCUGCGCGUGGAUUUUGGAGGUAUGGCACUGGAGAAAGAGGAGAGCAAAUCAUCAGAGGCUUGAGAAAGCAGAUGGUCGCUGGUCCUGCCAUGCCACACAAGUGCCAGCGUUGACGUGAGAGAGCGGCGGGUGCCGGUACUGGGUGGAAGCCACCUCCCCUGGCAGCAGCAGAGGCUCAGCUUCAGACCGUAGCACUGCAAAGGAGAAACUCAGACAACUUUUCUCAAUGACUCUAUAGCCAACUAAUGUAACAAUGGUACUAAUAUUGGGACGCAGACUGAAUAGAGAGGAUAGUGGGAUACGAGAUUCCCCUGCAACCAAGCGGAAGGUUUUUGAAAUGGACCCAAAAUCGUUGUCAGGCCCUGAGUUUUUUGACUUCUCCUCGGGAUCAUCACAUGCUGAAAGCAUUCUCCAGAUCUUCAAUGAAUUCCGAGACAGCCGGUUGUUCACAGAUGUCAUUAUCUGUGUGGAAGGACGGGAGUUUCCCUGCCAUCGGGCGGUUCUCUCAGCCUGCAGCAGCUACUUCAGAGCUAUGUUUUGCAAUGAUCAUAGAGAAAGCAGGGAGAUGUUGGUGGAGAUCAAUGGCAUUUUAGCUGAAGCUAUGGAUUGCUUUUUACAGUAUGUGUACACUGGCAAGGUGAAAAUUACCACAGAGAAUGUGCAGUAUCUCUUUGAAACGUCAAGCCUCUUUCAGAUUAGUGUUUUACGUGAUGCCUGUGCCAAGUUCCUGGAGGAGCAGCUGGAUCCCUGUAACUGCCUGGGAAUCCAGCGCUUUGCAGAUACGCACUCUCUCAAGACACUGUUCACCAAGUGCAGGAAUUUUGCGCUGCAGACAUUUGAAGACGUGUCCCAGCAUGAAGAGUUCCUUGAACUGGGGAAAGAUGAGCUUAUUGAUUACAUUUGCAGUGAUGAACUGGUGAUCACUAAGGAAGAGAUGGUGUUUGAAGCUGUCAUGCGCUGGGUGUACCGGGCAGUUGAGUUGCGAAGACCAGUGUUGCAUGAGCUUCUGACACACGUCAGGCUCCCAUUGCUACACCCAAACUACUUUGUUCAGACUGUAGAGGUGGACCAGCUGAUUCAGAACUCACCUGAGUGCUAUCAGCUGCUGCAUGAAGCCAGGCGGUACCAUAUCCUUGGAAAUGAGAUGAUGUCUCCCAGGACUAGGCCACGCAGAUCAACUGGUUAUUCAGAGGUGAUAGUUGUUGUUGGAGGCUGUGAACGAGUUGGAGGGUUUAACCUGCCAUAUACCGAGUGCUACGAUCCUGUAACAGGAGAGUGGAAGUCACUGGCUAAACUUCCAGAGUUUACCAAGUCUGAGUAUGCAGUGUGUGCUCUACGGAACGAUAUUCUUGUUUCAGGUGGAAGAAUCAAUAGUCGGGAUGUUUGGAUUUAUAACUCUCAGCUUAACAUUUGGAUCAGAGUUGCCUCCUUAAAUAAAGGCAGAUGGCGUCAUAAAAUGGCUGUGCUUCUUGGUAAAGUAUAUGUUGUUGGAGGAUAUGAUGGGCAAAACCGCCUCAGCAGCGUGGAGUGUUACGAUUCAUUUUCCAAUCGAUGGACAGAGGUGGCUCCCCUUAAAGAAGCUGUGAGCUCUCCAGCAGUCACCAGCUGCGUUGGCAAACUGUUUGUGAUCGGGGGUGGUCCUGAUGACAACACGUGCUCUGACAAGGUUCAGUCUUACGAUCCUGAUACUAAUUCUUGGUUGCUCCGUGCAACUAUCCCUAUUGCGAAAAGGUGCAUUACAGCUGUGUCUCUAAACAAUCUGAUCUAUGUUGCUGGUGGCCUUACCAAGGCAAUAUACUGCUAUGAUCCGGUUGAGGACUACUGGAUACAUGUUCAGAAUACAUUCAGCAGACAGGAGAAUUGUGGCAUGUCUGUGUGUAAUGGAAAAAUCUAUAUCCUUGGUGGAAGACGAGAAAAUGGUGAAGCCACAGACACUAUUCUUUGCUAUGAUCCUGCAACAGGCAUUAUCACAGGAGUAGCAGCUAUGCCCAGGCCAGUAUCAUAUCACGGCUGUGUGACGAUCCAUAGAUAUAAUGAAAAAGGCUUUAAACUGUAAUUAUUUUUUUCUUGGGGGGGAGGAGGAAAUGGCAGGAUUGAAUCCAGUGGUCUGCUGCAAGGUAGGCUUCUAAAUCCUGAAGUGCGAAAAUGCCCUUUCCUUACCUAUGUGUUAUGAAAAUUGUAUCCUGUGCCUUUAAAAAAAAAAAAAAAAGCAGGGGGUUAAUUUAAAUUAAAAACAAAACUAGUCUACAAAUCUGUGUAGUUACUAGGGUAUGUUGUACUAGGAAUCAGAAAGGUUGCCCUAUGUGUGUUAUGUAGUUAAAAUCAUGGAAGCUUUGUGGGGAGUGCCUUCACAAGUACUAGUGCCUGUGUCCUAAGAAGUGAUACCUACAAGGUUUCAGGUUCUGCUAAUUGAAAAAAUAUGUAGCAAAUUUCAAAGAAGCAUCUAGUAAUAAUUACAGUUAAGAAAAAGCUUGUCUAAUUACAAUACAUAUGCAAAGUAUUCUUACAAGGAGAUUAUUUGGCUUAACCAAAUAGAUUUUAUUUAAGAUCAUGCAUGAUUUGGGAUUUAAAAAAAAAAAGGGGGGGGGAGGCAGUGGCAUGAUUUAAGCUACAUAGGACAAAUAUUAGAAUACUUGAGAAAUGUUUUUCUCUGAAAGAGAACAGUGACAUCUUGGUGGUUUUGUGAGCCCCCGCAACAUACAGUGCUGAUUGCAUACCUUAACACUAUGGACCUUAUUCAUAGUGUUACUAAAUGCUUGUCAGAAGUACAAGGCUACAUGACAUGGAAAACUAGUGACUACUGGGGUGCAGGUAUGCAUCUGUGAAGCAGAUUUGGAAUUCCGGUUUUUAACUUCCUGAAUAAUAUGACUGAAGCCUGAAAGUUGCUGGGUGUGUUCUCUGCUCAAUGUGAAGCAUCUCUAAACUACUCAAGGAAUAAAGGAAAAAACUCUGAAUUCUACCACUUUUCUGAACUGCAUUAUAAAUUACCUGGUAGAAGAGGUAGGAACUCAGGUUGUACCCUACAGCAUACAAACUGGUCUUCCAGAUCCGUCAUCUGCAGAGAUGGUGGAGUUACUCACAAAGUAUUUUUUGGCCUUUCUUCAGACAAUCACUCUAGCUCAAUUCGACUACUGUGUAAGCUGCUUGGCCACAAAUGGAAGAGGUUCUGGAAAGGUCCCUUAUGUCAUUAGAAAAAGAGCUGUGGAGCUGACCACGUAGCCAUAUGAGGGUAACUCCCACACAACAUGUUUGGCUAAUUUUGAAGCCUAGAAAGUGCCUAUAUUUCAACCCAUAUUUUUUGUAGUAAAGGUAUUUCUUUAAUCUUUAAAGUCCUCCUUAUAUUUGUGUACUAUGUCUCAUAGUUCCAGUUAUACAACUGAGGCACGAGUUAUUGAAAACUGAAAUAGCACUUGAGAGUUGGAAAAUGUAUAGUACUUUCUAUGUACCAGUUUGCUAUUAAUCACCAAAAACCUCAGGAACUCCCUUUCAAAGGAAUUCUGAGGACAGCAGCCAGUAGGGAAAUUGGUCAGUGCCAGGGCAGCGAAAAACAUAAGGCUCCUGCGGAGGCACCCUGGCCUCAGGGUUCUGGUCUACAUGCUUGCUCAGGAGGGUGAAAACAAGCACCAUCUCUGGAACGUCGUUUGUUCCACUGGACUCUCUUCACCAUCUGUUUUCCCAGAGUAUUUCUUCAUGAGAUGGAAAUUCUGACCCUCAGUGAAGCUAUGCCAAAUUGGGAGUCAUCGUUUUCAGUAACAUAUGGUCGUGACUUUUAAAGAGCACUGGGAGCUGCACUUUGUGAUGCAUUAACUUGUAACCUCAGGAAAGGACAAAAAUAACAGUUUUGGGCUGAAUACCAAACACUGCUUUGUAUAUGUUAAGAAUAUUGAUAAAAUACAAAUCUCUGCAUAUCAGUGAUGUAAUUAGGAAAUGGGUCCCUGAGAACACAUUCACAAUGCCCUAAAUAGGAAGCCAUUUGGUAACAUAAGACUUAAAUUUAAUCCUUUUCUAAGUUUGUUGUGCCUGCUUGCCAAAUGUUACUUUGAAAAGGUUAUUUCAGUACCUGUGAAUAAGGUCCAUUGAUAGCAAUUGUAGUUGCCCAAUUAAUGAUGUUGUAUACUAACGCUGUAUAGUUUGUGCUAUUGUUGUAAAUGACAAUGUAAAAAAUGAUAGGAGCACUUCAUUAGAAAUGCAGUUUGAAAAAUAUUCUCCCUUCCUUUGAUUUCCUUCUUGUUUGUGUUAAGAUGUGUGAUGUUGAUUGUCAUGCUAAACUGUUUUUAAACAUCCUUGAUUUAGUGUCAUCUAUGUAUAGGUAUCUUUUAACCUGAUUAUAAUACUGCACUAUGUAAAUACUGCUUUUUCUGGUUUUGAAAAUACAGCUAUAAACUGAAAUUUCUUAAUUAUGUACUGUUACCUAUUUUUGAAAAUGAAAGCGUUUAAUGAACCAGUAAAUGCAGAAAUGUAAGGAGAAAUUUUCCUCUACAGCUACAGUUCUUGAACCUGUACUCAGUGUUGAACAGUUAGGCGUGGAGUAUUGCUAAAAGGGCAGUUACUCAUGCUAUGGUUUCCUCAAAACAAACAAACAAGUUCUUUGGUUUGAGUCUGUGAGUAAUUUUCACUUACAACCUGCUCUGUUUAGAACAGUAUUUUUAGAUGUACUAGAAUUGAACAACUCAACUUGGGUUUAAUGAAAAUGUACAGUUUUCCUAGAAGGAUGCUUUAUUCAGGAAGCUGCUUUCCUGAGACACCUGUUCUCUGAUGCAUUUCAUUUAGGUGUAGAUGGAUUCAAAGAUUAAAACGCUGACUUUUCUAGCUGAUUAGUUUGCGGUUGAGCAGUAAGCUGUGUUGUUUGCAUGUUUUGUUGUUUUUCCUCUCAGCCAGGAGAGAAAAGUUCAGAUGUCUUCUAGUAUAAUCUAGACUUUCAUCAUGCAUGGUAACAGGUUGGCAACACCAAAGCAGGGCCACCUGCUUAACCAUGCACAGGAAGAGGGGAUUAGGUGUCUCCAAAGUCACACCUAGAACAAAAUUCAAGAAUUGUCUAGUAUCUCACUCCACUAAACAGAUAAAUGUUUUAUGUUUCACUCUUAAAAAAAGAAACUAGAGUGAAUGUUUUCCUUCUCCAUUUUGCUAUCCACUACUUCCUGCUGAAACUUACUGAGACGUCCUUCUCUUCUUAGCAGUAUGAUCUUAACUGAGAAGAAAGGUGAUCUUGCCUUAGGGCCUGACUUUAAGGAGGCUCUAUAUAGUAUAUAGAAAGCUUGAGUAUUGUGUUGCAGUGUAGCCCAUGGCCGCCUGCUUUUGGGCAGCCACUGCAUCCCUUCAUCUCUCAGUUGUCAAGCAUACAAUGCUGCCUGAUAAUCAUUUGGCUUAGCUGUAGGCUCCCCUCUUAGCACUGCCUAAAAAGGCCUAACUUGUGGCAUCUCUUCCAUUUGUACUGCUAGACAGUUAAUUUUACAGCAUGAGUCUCAUGUACAUUUUGUUGAUUAAGCUCUGUGCUUUCCAGGCUGUAGCAGCAAGAACCUACAAUUGUCCUUGUUUGUUUUUUAAUUAAUUACCCAUGCAAUUCUCAUCAAAGGCUGCUCAUUUCAUGGAUAUCUUUAAUGCAAAUGAUGCUGAUAUGGGCCUUUAUGAUAAUUCAUUCAAGCUUUAUUAAUGAAGUUUUUACCACUGCAAGACUCAGAGGCUGCUGACGCAGGACCUGGAGGGGUACUGGAGGUGCACCUUGACAGGCUCACAGAGGAAGCCUGAUGGUCACCUGUGCUUGAGAGCAGGGGCACCGCUGGCUGCUCCAGCUUCUUCCUCAAAUAGCUGAACUCACUACCCUAUCUUAGAUGAGUGCUCAACUUAUUCUGUGUCUGUUUUAUUUGAGGGACAAGAGAAAGCAGUCUCACUUGUGCUUUCAGUUUCCCUCCCAAGCAAGCCACAGGGGUGUGCUGGAGCUGCGCCUUGUAGAGGGUAGGUAGAGCUGUGAACUUAACCUCCAGAGAGACCACAGAGAAGUUUUGGGGGGGGAUGACAGCAGGAGGAAACAAGGGAUUGUGCAUUUUCUGGGUUUGCUAAACCAAGACGUUUGGGAUGUUCAGCUUGCAAUUCCAGAUGCUGAAACUUGUUUGAUUAAAAAAAAAAAAAA
Messenger RNA from Oxyura jamaicensis (ruddy duck), 6178 nucleotides. It is a transcript of the gene KLHL24, whose product is annotated as kelch like family member 24. The transcript has 8 exons. The coding region runs from base 305 to 2107 and encodes 600 amino acids. The record is from RefSeq and is a predicted model, not a curated record. Gene Ontology annotation, molecular function: protein binding. NCBI's taxonomy places the organism in Eukaryota, Metazoa, Chordata, Aves, Anseriformes, Anatidae.